Messenger RNA from Serpula lacrymans var. lacrymans S7.9, 1261 nucleotides. RefSeq lists its product as uncharacterized. The coding region runs from base 50 to 562 and encodes 170 amino acids. Gene Ontology annotation, cellular component: RNA polymerase II, core complex; P-body. The record is from RefSeq and is a predicted model, not a curated record. Gene Ontology annotation, biological process: positive regulation of nuclear-transcribed mRNA poly(A) tail shortening; transcription initiation at RNA polymerase II promoter; DNA-templated transcription. Lineage: Eukaryota; Fungi; Basidiomycota; Agaricomycetes; Boletales; Serpulaceae. Gene Ontology annotation, molecular function: translation initiation factor binding; single-stranded DNA binding; single-stranded RNA binding. The transcript is spliced from 6 exons.
GGUCGCCUGUGUCAAUCUUGGGCAGAAUCUUUGAGCAUCACCUACCAAGAUGUUUUUUAUCAAAGAACUCACGCACACAAUCCUCCUACACCCGUCAUAUUUUGGACCACGAAUGCUCCAGUUCCUGGAAUCAAAACUAUAUUCAGACGUCGAGGGCACUUGCUCAGGCGCAUUCGGUUACAUCAUCGCCGUCGUCUCUAUUCUCGACAUUGGAAAAGGGAUGGUUCUUAGCGGGAGCGGUCAGGCUGAAUUCAUCACAAGGUAUCGUGCCAUUGUGUUCAAGCCUUUCAAAGGAGAGGUAGUAGACGGCGUAGUAAACAAUGUCAACAAGAUGGGCUUUUUUGCAGAAGUCGGACCCUUGACAGUUUUCGUAUCACACCAGCUCAUCCACCCAGACAUGAAAUUCGACCCAAACUCAAACCCUCCAUCCUUCGCUUCAGAAGAUCAGAUCAUCGAGAAAAAUACUCGGGUACGCUUGAAAAUCGUCGGUACGCGGGUUGAUGCAACUGAGAUUUUCGCCAUCGGAACAAUUAAAGAAGAUCAUCUAGGCGUCAUCGACUAGCGGCAAAGUCGUGUUUUUUUCGGGUUACUGAACAUCAAAUCUCGCUUUUCGAUCGCUGUGCUAUCAAAUUUAUUCACCGUUAAAUUAUUAUCGGCCUACACCAUCUAACUGUAGGUAGUCGUCCAUUAUGAAGUCUUCACGCUCUCGUUCAAGUGGUAUUAACGAGCUCGAGGAGAGUCCCAGUUAUUACACAGGGUUUUGACUGUUGUUUGAGUACUACAUUAAACAAUAGACUCAGAUGAGACAGAGAUAUAGCCACCGUUCGCAGCUAGGAUGCUUUCAAUGAUGGCCGAGUUGGUGAUACAGCCAUAACCUAGCCAGAGCUUUUGACUUUUUUUUGUUACGGAUUGCACCAAUUUCAAAACUUGAGGGCGUAUAACCAUUUUGAUUGAGUAGAACGAACCAAAGCUAUAGAAACAAGCUUCCUUGCAAAAGUACAUUAGCAUUGGCUUGUACCACACUGAAUACCAUCGAACCUAUGGUCUAAAUGGUAUAAUACAUGAUACUAAUUUGCGUCACAGGGAAAUUAGAUAUAUACCUCUAGGGCUUUGGGAACCUCUCCACAUUUCUCUCCGUUUGACUUUUGUCUUUCCCAAGUUUUUUUUGCAUUCUGCUACUUAUCGUCGAGCCCCCACGUCGAUUUGUAGCGAUCCUAGUGCACAAAACCCCAAUAGCACAACCAGGCUACCUGCAAACGCA